AUGGACUCUCCAUUGCCCGAAGUCAUAUCCAUGGAAUCCUCGGCUCGAUCUGAUAGUUGCUUUCGCGUACGCUGCGGAUCACCGGUCAAAUACAUUGUCACCACCCAGGGCACACUCCACGGCGACGCCUUGCUCAUGCCUCUCUUCUCACUUCCACCUCUUCCCUACAGCCGCGACGACUGGACUGUCGCCACCAUUUCCCGCAGCAAUGAAACCGGCGAGCUGGUACCAUCGCUUUCGAACGGUACACUGCUUGGUGUGAAGGAAAUAUGGCACCCGGAAAUGGUCGAUUGCUUGUCAUUAGAUCGCGUCGAGCGCCUAAGCGCCACAGCUUUUGAAUGCAUCCGCAGAAGACAACAAACCGGCACAGUCACAACGAUUGCCAAAGUGGCACGCUUCGAAUGGGAGAUUCCACGUAUGGAGCGCGUGCGUACCGCCUGCUCGAAGGAACGGGCAUUGCGCCGCGGUUCCUCGGUCAUGUUUAAGAGCAAGGGCGGACAGUAG
Messenger RNA from Colletotrichum destructivum, 504 nucleotides. RefSeq lists its product as uncharacterized. The transcript has a single exon. Bases 1 to 504 code for a protein of 167 amino acids. NCBI's taxonomy places the organism in Eukaryota, Fungi, Ascomycota, Sordariomycetes, Glomerellales, Glomerellaceae. The record is from RefSeq and is a predicted model, not a curated record.